AAAUUAGCUCUAAAACCAUCAACAAAUUUCUUCAGACCGACAAAAAAGCCGCUUUGAAGAGAGAGAGAAAGUGUUAGACAGAGGAAUUCAUGUUUUUUCCGGAGUAAAGAGAAAAACUUUUUUCUUUUUUCACAUUCUUCGGAUAAUUCCGUGAAAUUCUCUUGUUUUUCUUUUUUUCAAACACCCAGUAAUCAUGACGACCUCAAGACGUGUUGCUGACAGGAAGAACGAAAAGUUCCAGAAGAAUGUCACAAAGAGAGGCUUUGUUCCCGAGACUACUGUCAAGAAGGGUUCUGAUUAUCCCGUUGGGCCUAUUUUGUUGGGUUUCUUUGUAUUCGUUGUCAUUGGCUCAUCUCUCUUCCAGAUUAUCAGGACAGCCACAAGUGGAGGAAUGGCUUAAAUGCACAAUGUGAUGUUUAGCUUUUUUUCAUAUGUUUAGUCCACAGAAAUAGUAGUAAUCGAGAUGAAUGUACCAACCGUGUUGUUCGAAUGCAAAUUUGAAUAAAUAAUAAGAUGCAGUGAUGCACAUUCUCUA
Chenopodium quinoa (quinoa) is the source of this 535-nucleotide messenger RNA. Its product is annotated as stress-associated endoplasmic reticulum protein 2-like. The record is from RefSeq and is a predicted model, not a curated record. Lineage: Eukaryota; Viridiplantae; Streptophyta; Magnoliopsida; Caryophyllales; Amaranthaceae. Gene Ontology annotation, cellular component: endoplasmic reticulum. The coding region runs from base 194 to 400 and encodes 68 amino acids. Gene Ontology annotation, biological process: endoplasmic reticulum unfolded protein response. The transcript is spliced from 3 exons.